Messenger RNA from Amphiprion ocellaris (clown anemonefish), 4694 nucleotides. RefSeq names its product twist2 (gene twist2). The transcript is spliced from 2 exons. The coding region runs from base 200 to 694 and encodes 164 amino acids. NCBI's taxonomy places the organism in Eukaryota, Metazoa, Chordata, Actinopteri, Pomacentridae. Gene Ontology annotation, molecular function: DNA-binding transcription factor activity, RNA polymerase II-specific; RNA polymerase II transcription regulatory region sequence-specific DNA binding; protein dimerization activity. The record is from RefSeq and is a predicted model, not a curated record. Gene Ontology annotation, biological process: developmental process; regulation of transcription by RNA polymerase II.
AAUUGAAGGAAAAAACUUCCAGCGAGAGGAGAAGCGUGCCAGCGGCCAGUUUGAACCCGGUUUCUUCCCAAAAGCGCACAGAGAGACGUCUUGACACAGUUCCCCUCAUCUUUGCGGAUACCUACACAUUUCUGUAACCACGGCUUCAAAGGUGGACAGCGUUUUUUCCUCUCUAUCCCUGCAUUUCUUCAAGAAAGAAAUGGAAGAGGGCUCCAGUUCUCCGGUCUCCCCUGUGGAUAGUCUGGUGACCAGCGAGGAGGAGCUGGACAGGCAGCAGAAGCGCUUCGCGAGGAAGAGGAGACACAGUAAAAAGUCCAGCGAGGACAGCAGCGGCAGCAGCCCGGGGCCGGUGAAGCGGGGCAAGAAGCCGAGUCCGAGCAGCACUCAGUCGUACGAGGAGCUGCAGAACCAGCGGGUCCUGGCCAACGUCCGGGAGAGGCAACGGACUCAGUCUCUGAACGAGGCCUUUGCGUCUUUACGCAAAAUUAUCCCCACUCUGCCGUCGGACAAACUCAGCAAGAUACAGACGCUGAAGCUGGCCUCCAGAUACAUAGAUUUUCUCUGCCAGGUGCUGCAGAGCGACGAGAUGGACAACAAGAUGUCCAGCUGCAGCUACGUAGCGCACGAAAGACUCAGUUACGCGUUCUCCGUGUGGAGGAUGGAGGGCGCCUGGUCAAUGUCAGCAUCUCACUAGCACCCAGAGAACUUCCCUCACAAUGCCAAAGCGACUGUUUACUUCUACAAAGUAUGAAGACCAAAGGGAUUAUUGAAGAACCCAUCGACCUCAAAGGCAUGGCAGAGACGUAAUGUGACCCACAACUACAAACUCUUGGGGAGUGUGUGUGGAUUCUUCACACUGCUUCUGACUGUCUGGAGCUGUUUGUGGCAGAGAAAAGGGAAAAACACACCCAGAGUCCUGCAAGAGGCCAAAAGAUUCACGGCCUGUAUUUCACCAAAGCCAUUCUUUAAUUGUUUUAGAAGGAAAUCUAUUUUGUUUUUCAAAGACUUUAAACCAAAGUAUAAAUAUAUAUAAAUGAAUGCAUAUUGUACAUACUUGUGUAAGUGCGCCUAUAGCCUGUAAAGGGACCAAUGCAAUUUAGAGUCUUUCGCUGCAUGGAUUUAUUUCACCGAUUUCUUUAGCGAGUCUCCAGCCAAACUCCGUCCAAUGUACAUUUUUUUUUUGUUUUGCUUAUUUAUUAAAACACGUAUUUUUGAACGAAAUUUGCUUCUUUUUUUUAAAAUUGGGAUGUAGAUUUUGAGCUUUAGCUGGUUGCUUUCCAAUAAGAUAAAGAAAUAAAAAUAAGUUAAUUAUUCAGAGCAAACUAAAAGAAAUGCCUCUUGUUUGCCUGAUUUUUUCCCCCUCUCUUGGGUGUGAGAAGUUACCCUUUUUACUCUCCCCCUGCUCUUGUUAUGGAAAGAAAACUUAAAGGAAAAAAAACAGACCGUAAAAAAAUACAGCUUCAUUAACAGUGGAGGAAAUUCAGGGCAGUUUGUGCCCUUAAAUAUUUCAGAUGGUGAUGCCUUUGGGCUCUUUAACGAGCAGGGAGCCCCAACAGCCCAGAUAAGGACAAUAACUCUGCAGCUUGAAAAAACACACAAGACCCCAACUAUAUAGACGACUAAAGGAAUUCCUUUGAAUCUCUCCCGCUUUCUCUUAAUGCAUUAAAACUGUUUACAUCUCGUUUUCCCAGACGUGGUUAGAUGCAAUCUAAACACUAAAAGGAGCUCAUUGUUAGCAGGACUGCUGGUGUAAAUGGGAAGCUGACUCUCUCUCUCUCUGUGGCCCUGCUGCUGAAAUCCUCACUUUAAAUAAUAUUUUAACCAUCAGAAAAAAACAAGCACCAGCCUCUGAUUUGAAAUAUACUAGUCCUACAUUGCAUUUUAAAGCUGGAUAAAAGCCAGGCCACGCUUUGAAGUGACUGUUUCCCAGGUGGAAAACUGUAAAAGCUUCCAGUAUUUAUACGCACAAAUUAUCCAGGACUUAAUGAAGGCCUUGUAAUGAAUGACUCUUGUUUUCUACACCUCUAGGAAUAUUUUAGCACUGCUCUGUCUGAUUUUUCUAAUGGCUUGUGAAUGCGGUCUGAAUGGGGAAACACCUGCAACCACUGUGGCUUCACUCUCCUGCUGCUUUGUGAACAUGCUGAUGCUCCAAACUCAUAUUAUCCAGCCUUUUAUUAAAGAUGGCACCUAAACAAACGGAGGAGUUUAUUUCCAAAUGAUCUCAGUGAGGAUCAUUUCCUUUUCUGUUUUGUCAAAGUAGAAUCACUUAUGUUCAUUUCAAGGUAUUUUGAAACUGAUGAUUUAUCUGAGCGUGCUGUGACGCUGUGAUCUCUGUGACUAAUUCUAAUCUUGCUGCUCCAGGACUGACAUGACUCUCCCUGUGUGAAGCCUCAGGAUAAAGCCCUUGUAAAAUGUGGGUGAAUUUGCAAAUCCGCAGAGCAGUGCAAACAGGGUCAUGACAACACAACUGACUGAAAAAUCUGUUUUCCUGUGCAAUCGGAAGCAAAUCUUCCUGUAAUCACAAGUUGAGUAAUUUCUAGCAAACAAUUCAGGCCAAAUCCUUUCUAUAAUCUUUCUCAAUAACUUGUUAAAGGUGAACAGCUGCCACAGUGUGCAGUCACUUUUGGCAUGGUGGUCUUGGAUGCUGUUGGGCAGCGCUUCCUACCAAGGCCGGCUUAUCCAUAGGAGCCCGUUUGAUACCUGCUCAUUAUCCCGGGCCCUCACAGCUGAGCAGCACAGAAUCACCCGGGGCCACUGCUCCAGUGGUGCGAGAGAUCCAGAUGUUUCCCGUAAAGUCAGAUGGAAAAAGCUACAAAACUUUAAUUUGCAGUAAAACGGGAAUAAAGUAAAGGUUUACACUCUGUGUGCCUCAAACGGUAUUCUGUGUUCGUCUGGUUCAGUAAAAGAAAAAAAAAAUCCAAAGGUUAACCUUAUAGCACUUUGGAGGCUGAUGUUGGCUCGACUGAACUUCCCCAAAUGCAGUGCAGUGCAGUGCAGUGCAGUUUGUGCGUGUGCUGGCAAAGCUGAAAGUCAGCUGUGUCGACUGCCACCACGACAAUACACAAAGCCUUAGUCAGACUUCAAAUAUGCUGCAAGUGUUGAUCUUUCUCUCCUUCUCCAACUGUGUGUUGUGGAGGAGCACUUUAUCAAGUAACCGUUCAAACUGAUGGAAUCAGCGAUUAAGAAGGAUUUUGUUAUGAAACCUGACCACAGUUUGGCAUUCAGCUUUCGUAGCUGUUUGUUGUUCUGUACUACAUGCACAAGUUAGCCUUCUUACAGGAAAUAACAGGUUUUAUAACCACAGAAUAGAAAUCAAAAUAAAGACAAGGCAAGAUUGCAACCAAGAAUGUGACUGGAUUAAAACAUGUUAUAAUUGUUAUAAAUGUUUUUUUCAGCUGCAGUUUUUUGACUGUCAUUAUUUUCUCUCUAUACACUAUCAUUCAAAAGUUUGGGGCCACUUAGAAAUGUCCUUAUUUUUGAAAGAAAAUCUUUUUUUUUCCAAUGAAGAUGACAUCAAAUUAAUCAGAAAUACAGCCUAGACAUUGUUAAUGUGGUAAAUGACUAUUUCAGCUGGAAACAGCUGAUUUUUAAUGGAAUAUCUACAUAGAGGUACAGAGGAACAUUUCCAGCAACCAUCACUCCUGUGUUCUAAUGCUACAUUGUGCUAGCUAAUGGUGUUGAAAGGCUAAUUGAUGAUUAGAAAACCCUUUUGCGAUUAUGUUAGAAAAUGAAUAAAAGUGUGAGUUUUCAUGAAAAACAUGAAAUUGUCUGGGUGACCUCAAACUUUUGAACGUUAGUGUAUAUUUUUUAGUCAUUACAUAAUUGUUGAGACAGUAAAAGACACUUAGGUAACUUAAAUCUUUGCACUUGCUGUUGCACUGAAUGGAACUAAGAGAAAUACUUUAUCUGCCUUAAUACAGGAAUCCAAAGCUGUGUGCAGACGAUGGAUAUCUAAAGUUAGGGAACAAUAAAUCCUGGUGCAUUCGAUAAAUGGAGUAAAGCUCAAACAGAGAGGACAAAGUGUGUGAUGCGUCUGAGUGCUGUACAACCUGGUGGAGUGUCAGCUGUUGAAGCUUCCCUGGUAAAAACGGAAUUAGCAAAAGUUCUGGCUUUGGUCUUUCCUUCAUUCCACCAUUUAAUACUUCGAUCCUACACAGAGGAACCUGCUUGCAAUAUUGACAGUUUUCAGGAUGGUGUUUUGUUUUCCUUGAGGAGUUUUGAAGUUCCUAAAACCAUCUUAUCCUUCACUGACCGACAGAAUCAGUUACAUCCAACGCUGCGUUAAAUCUAUUAGUAUAUGAUUACACUGAAGUGUGAAGGUUCAAAAUAUACUAAUUGAUGAAAACUGAAAUCAAUGACUUCCUUUUCUCAGUCUGUCUUGAGAAAAUGAUGACCUACAGUGUCAAACCUGAACAACUUUGGCAUAACGUAACAGUAUCAAAAUGCUGCACGUCCUCAGAAUGCCACAUUGACGGUGGAGACUAUCUUCCUUAUACCUGGUUAAGUAUCCUGAAAUAAACUCCUUGACCUUUGUCUUUUGCUGAUGUCACUGACCCUUUGAAAAGUGUGGACAUGAAGUGCCCAAAUCUGCAUCUAUAUCUUUCUCUUCGUCCAAAGAAAAGUCUAGUAUUUCUUCCUUUUUCCAAUGCUUUGAAGUGUCUUUAAAAAUUGAAAUAAAAUCAAUGAACAUGUCA